This is a messenger RNA of Ilyonectria robusta, 728 nucleotides long. RefSeq lists its product as uncharacterized. The transcript has a single exon. The record is from RefSeq and is a predicted model, not a curated record. Lineage: Eukaryota; Fungi; Ascomycota; Sordariomycetes; Hypocreales; Nectriaceae. Bases 82 to 564 code for a protein of 160 amino acids.
CGUGUAUCAGAGAGACACGCUCAAACCACCGCUCUGCUCACGUCGCCUCUACUUCGAUAUCGGAAACCACAUUGGGCCACAAUGGCGGUCGAGGCAUUCCACACAAGCCCACUAUUGCCCGUUGCCCAUCCUCAGCGCGACGUCCCUACGACUCCCUGCGACCACUUCGGCAUCAUCUCAGCGAGGAGGAAUCGAAAAGACCAGGGUCCACACUCCUUCACUCAUUCUGUCACCCCGUCGCCCUGCUUCUCAUUGCCCUCCAGAUUGCCCGGGCCCCACGGCCUCCGCCACAGCUACGCCCCGGAUAGUGGGAGGAGAGGCGAAGCAAUCAAUCUGAGUCGGGCUCUUGCUCGCCUCGAAAUGGCAAUUUGUCUCAAGAUUAUCAUCUUCGACACCACACACAGGUACCCGCCUCGGCGCCCCCAAGAAUCCAAUGAUUGUCAGCCAGUGGCGUCGGCAAAAAACUCCAAUUCUACAGCAACCAACUCGCGGCAUUGCCGAAUCCCGAACUUGGGCUUGACGACUUGUAUCUGGUGCGACGGGGCGGGCGGGCGGUCACGAUAAACAACGCACAGUACUUGGCGUUCGACGCUCGUUUAUCAACUCUCGGCCCUCAACUCUUAGCCGCCGGUUACGAGCCUGCGACACGAGCAACCUCCUGCACAACAUACCGCACAACCUCAUCGGCCGCACAAUGCCGUCCAGUGGCAGCAAUCACAGCCAUCACC